AUGGAAAUAAAUCAUCAUCAUCAUCAUCAUUCAGAUGCUGAAUUCGAAUCGGUGUACGACGACAGACUUCAUCCUCACGGCAUAUCGACAAGUUCAAAUUCAUCAUGGACGUUUAGCAAUAGUCACGAUUAUCCAAAGCCAAGAAAAGGAAGACUUUGCGGAAUAUUUUUAAUAGGAGCCGUUUUAGUGGUUGCUUUAUCGGUUAUUGCAAUAGGAGGUUUAGCAUUUUACAUAGGAGGUAAACAAACAACAAACAAACAAACAAACAUUUUUUUCUAUCCAUUAGCGUAG
Molecule: messenger RNA, 291 nt
Organism: Pediculus humanus corporis (human body louse)
Lineage: Eukaryota; Metazoa; Arthropoda; Insecta; Psocodea; Pediculidae
Exons: 2
Coding region: 1-291 (96 amino acids)
Source: RefSeq, a predicted model, not a curated record